Messenger RNA from Diuraphis noxia (Russian wheat aphid), 815 nucleotides. RefSeq lists its product as uncharacterized. Lineage: Eukaryota; Metazoa; Arthropoda; Insecta; Hemiptera; Aphididae. Gene Ontology annotation, cellular component: extracellular matrix. The record is from RefSeq and is a predicted model, not a curated record.
AAAGCGGUUCGUUGUCAAUCAACAUUACUCAGUCAACGUUCAGUUUUAACACACUUAACAACAACAAAAACUUAUAUUUAUUCGAAAUGGCAUUCAAAACUGUCGCCGUCUUCGCCUGCGUGCUGGUUUCCGCAAUUGCCGGUCCAGUAGCCCCAGCCUACCCGGCACCAUCUGCCUACCCAGCACCAUCAUCUUACCCAGCUCCAUCGGCUUACCCAGCACCAUCAGCUUACCCAGCACCUGCCUACAAGCCUGCCUCAUAUUCAGCACCAAAGGCAUACGCCCCAGAAGCCGCAUACGCACCAGCCCCGUACAACUUCGACUACAGCGUGCACGAUGACUCCACCUACGAUAUCAAGAGCCAAUCUGAAUACAGUGACGGAAACGGUUACGUAAAGGGAUCCUACAGCCUGGUCGAAGCUGAUGGCACCAAGAGAAUCGUCGAAUAUACCGCUGACGACGUUAACGGAUUCAACGCUGAAGUGAAGAAAGAAGGAACUCCAUCCUACAGCUCUGCCCCAGCCUACAAACCAGCCUACAAGGCUUCAGCUUACCCAGCUGCCCCUGCUUACCCAUCAGCCCCAGCUUACCCAGCUGCCCCAGCAUACUCUGCUGCCCCAGCUUACCAAGCUGCCCCAGCAUACUCUGCUGCCCCAGCAUACUCUGCUGCCCCAGCUUACCAAUCCUACCCAGCUGCUCCAGCAUACGGAUACUCCACCCCWGCUCCGGCCUACGGAUACUCUACCCCCGCCCCAGCCUACAAGCCAUCGUACGCUGCUCCAGCAUACAAACCUUCCGCGUACAAACAGUACUAA